GUCACCGGCUCUGUCUGGUGUUGCCGGAAAUAUGGCGGCUCCUGUGUAAGGGGGACGGUGAGAGAGGGAGGCAUGGCGGCGCCGGGAGGCCGCAGCGGGGACGUCAUACACCUCAAUGUUGGGGGGAAGAGGUUCAGCACUUCCAGACAGACCCUGACGUGGGUUUCAGACUCCUUCUUUUCCAGCCUCCUCAGUGGACGCAUUUCUUCCCUAAAAGAUGAAACUGGUGCGAUCUUUAUCGACAGAGACCCUACAGUGUUUGCUCCAAUACUGAACUUCUUACGAACCAAAGAGCUCGAUACCAGAGGCGUAAACAGUUCCCUUCUCCUACACGAAGCAGAAUUUUAUGGAAUCACCCCACUAGUGAGACGCCUACAGCUGUGUGAGGACUUGGAACGCUCCUCAUGCGGGAGUGUACUAUUCAAUGGAUACCUCCCUCCUCCAGUCUUUCCGGCCAAGAGGAGGAAUCGGCACAGCGUUUCUGGACUGCAGGUCAGCUCUAGAAGUGCUGGGAAUGAGCGUGCACCUGUUCGGAGGAGCAACACUAUGCCCCCUAAUUUGGGGGGUGCUGGCAUUCUCGGACGCUUGUUAGAAGAGAGGAGUUACGGAAAUGGAGGGCCCACUGGUGACCCUGGCAUGGUUCGAAUUAUUUGUGGACAUCAUAACUGGAUUGCUGUGGCUUUUGCUCAGUUCAUAGUCUGUUACAGAAUGAAAGAGACGUCCGGAUGGCAGCUGAUUUUCACUAGCCCUUGUCUGGACUGGGUGAUUGAACGGGUGGCUCUUAAUGCCAAAACCAUUGGAGGGUCCCUGGGAGACAAUGAUAAAAUGCUGGCUGUCGCAUCCUGUAGUGAGAUUAUCUUGUGGGCGAUCACUGGUGACGGCUCGGGAAGUGAAAUAGGGGUCUUUAGUCUUGGGGUCCCAGUGGAAGCCUUGUUUUUUGUGGGAAAUCAGCUAAUAGCCACCAGCCACACUGGCAAAAUAGGAGUGUGGAACGCCGUGACCAAACACUGGCAGAUCCAGGAUGUGGUACCCAUAAACAGCUAUGACACUGCUGGAUCCUUCCUUCUGCUUGGUUGCAAUAACGGGUCCAUCUACUAUGUAGAUGUGCAGAAGUUUCCAUUGCGGAUGAAGGACAAUGAUCUUCUUGUUACAGAGCUUUACCGUGAUCCCUCAGAGGACGCCAUCACUGCUCUCAGUGUCUAUCUCACACCAAAGACAAGUGAUAGUGGUAAUUGGAUUGAGAUUGCAUAUGGCACAAGUUCUGGAGUUGUCAGAGUUAUAGUUCAGCACCCGGAGACUGUUGGGUCUGGACCUCAGUUGUUCCAGACCUUUACUGUCCACCGUAGCCCAGUCACUAAAAUCAUGCUGUCAGAACGACACCUCAUAUCAGUUUGUGCAGAUAAUAAUCAUGUGCGCACGUGGACUGUCACUCGCUUCCGUGGUAUGAUUUCCACCCAGCCUGGAUCCACACCUUUGGCGUCUUUCAAAAUCCUUUCUCUAGAAGAUAUUGAUGGGCAUGCAGGCUGCAGUGCGGGGAAUGACAUUGGCCCAUUCGGAGAACGAGAUGACCAGCAGGUGUUUAUUCAGCGCGUCGUUCCAGAUUCUAACAUUGUCUAUGUCCGUCUGUCUUCCACUGGAAAGAGGAUCUGCGAGGUGCGCUCAGUGGAUGGUACCUCUAUUACUUCCUUCACUGUUCAUGAGUGUGAAGGAUCUAGCCGCAUAGGCUCCCGUCCACGACGCUACCUCUUCACUGGACAUGCCAGCGGUUGCCUCCAGAUGUGGGAUCUUACCACCGGUAUGGAGGUGGCGAAUAAGGGAGACACUAGAGCAGAGCAGGGUGGUCUUAGCCAGGAGGAGCUGCUGGAACAGCUGGAGCAGUGUGACCUGGCUCUGACCCGUACUCCUGAAAUGAGCCCCGCCUCAUCCUUCUCUCACACUGUGAACCCUCGUGCAUCAAUAUCCAGCUUGCAGUCCCAGCUGAGUGACGGCACACGUGAUCGAUUCUCAAGGCUCGUUAUGUCGUCUUCACUUCGUCUGCAGCCUGCAACUAAUCGCCCGUCCGAGGCUUGGGCCUCCCUCUGCAGUUUGCAGCCACACCUAUCAGGCAGCUUCCACUCAUUGCACCGGUCAGACACACUGCCUCGUUCAAGCGCAAAACCCAGUAAAGCUCAGAUCAACCAGCUCAAAGUUGAUGCCCAAGGCUCUAACCCACAGUCUCCCCAUAUCAGUGGUAAUUUUGUGGAGCGUUGUCAAGAGCUUGCCCGUUUCACGGAGUCCCACCAGUCUGACUCCCGCCGAUCUAGCAUCGAUGUGACUGCCAACCGAGCCAAGCCAUCACGGAGCUCUGCGUCAUUGAGACGACCCGCCUCACCGGCCCCUCAGCAGCCACCGGCUCUUUGCAUUGCCCCAUCUCCUUCUCAAUCCUCUGCAGCAGUAUUCGACAUUCCCACACCUUCGCCAUCACCUCCCAAACUCCCACCAAAGCCCAGAUUGAAUGAGACUUCCUUUUAACCAUUGCAGCGCUGAGAAGCCGCAGUGAAAGAGUGUCGUUCAUGUUGGCGAACGUGUACUCUUCUAGAGCAUAUUGAAAGUAUUAUGUAUAUUCAUUGCCAGCUGCUGAGCUCAGUAUUGACUGGGGAUUCUCUUGCCUAUUCCACAUAUUCUCCUAUUUAUUAUGGAUCCAUAACCCGUUCAGUUUAUUUUACUUCACAAAUUUUACUAUAAUUUUCUAAAAGCAGAAGCAACAGCAAUACGAAAUGAAGUCCCAAUUCACACCUUUGGAUUUUGCUGUGUGCCUUAUUACAACAGUGGUGUUACUCAUUGGUGCCUUUCCCGAGUGCCCUUCUGACUCUGGGCAUUGUACCAGCGUAACUGAUAAUACAGGGUCAAUGAAUAAUGUUAUAAUGUGCUUCUAACCAGGUAUAAUAGGAUAUGGACAACAUUUGAAGCAAUCACUGUGAACACAAACAGGGAAAUCGUUAUACUGUGCUCUGUCAUCUGUUGGCGUUGUCCAGCACAUAUUAUAUAUUGCUAUAUGUAACUAGUAUUCUAACCUAUCAUGUCUAUAGAUGGUCAUUGUUCAUGUCAUGCCACUAUCUCUGUAAACUUACCCUGUGGGAAGGAUUGUACUUUGGAAAUGGGGCGUUUUGGGUUUACCGAGCUAUACCUCUGCUGUUUGCCCUCCAGCAAUUUAGUUUGCAUAUAUAGUGCAGCAUAGACUGUUAUUAAAGAAUAACACAGAGGCUCUUGUUUUCACCUUUGUGUAUACAUGUUUAAAGGGGUUCUCCGGGCUAUAGGUAUUAAUGACCUGUCCUCAGGAUAGGUCAUCCAUAUCAGAUCGGUGUGUUCCCUGCCAUUCAGCUGUUUCAGGCAGCCGCCAGGGCCGGAAACUAUACAGUGUAUGGAGCUAGAAGCAGGUAACUCUGUACACUCUGUAGAGGCCGGCCCGGGGGACGUCAGCUUAACUCUCAUUUAAGUGAAUGGGGGCUGAACUGCAGUACUCUGCCACCGAAAACUACACAAUGUACAAAGCCUUCUGCUUCAUACACUGUUAGGUUUCCUGCACUGCAUCUGCAUAGCACCCCUUUAAUGUCCGACAGACCUCCAUUGUCAUGAUCCCUGGGGGACUCGGCAGUCCGUCUUCCACUGAUCAGAUAAAUGUUGCCUGUCCUUUUGAAUUAACUAUCCUGUGAUAUGUUGUUAUGAUGGAACAACCCGUUUAAUGUCUGACACAUAAUGGUAAUCACUUGUUAUUUGAUGAUCUGAGGACCUGAUCUAAAUCAUGAUCAGAAAUGAAUGAGACCUUUUAAACAUUGGAUAAACAGUGAUAAAAGCUAUCCCCUCCACCUCCACCUUUAUAUCGCUGUCCAUAGAGAUGAGAUGUAGCUUAUUAGACCCUGGUUAUGGACCCUCUGUUUCUCUAACUAUUGGAUCCCCUCCAGACUCUUCCCAUGGAUGAGCAAGUAGGGAUCUUAGUAGUUGUUAGAUGUAUGUUUGGUGCUACGCUGACUGUAUGUGAGGUAAAAAGGAAAAGGUGUCCGAAAAUGUUUUCCCUUUCCCUUAACAAUUAUUUUUUUAAUGGGAACGCAAGUCUUGGAUGCAGUCGAGUAAAGAAAUGUAAAAAAGGGACAAACCCUUAAAAGGGUAUUCUGCUUUGUAUCGGCAUCCUUUAAAAUAAUCAUUUAUGAAGAUGGCUGUAAUAUUGUAAUAUAUUUAUUACUCCUUUUAUCGCUCCUAUCUUCCGUUCUGGGCUGUGGUCACAUGACCAUGUCCAUGCAGCUCUGCCUUAUUUCCUGUGAUGUAAUGUCCAUGGGCGGAGCAAUGAUAAGGGAGGGUCUGCAUAACUAGCUGGAUGGGAGGGGCUAUACACCAGCUGGGCGGUGCUGGAGGUGUGGCAGAGGGAGAAGUGCAUCAUGGGUUUGGUUGGAUACAGGAAGUGCUACAUACAGGAUUUAAAGGGGUUGUCUCAUCAUUGACAAUGGGGGCAUAUCGCUUGCAUACGCCACCAUUGUCUUAUAGGUGCGGGUCCCACCUCUGGGACCUGCACCUAUCUAGAGAACAGAGCCUCGCAAAGUAGUGGCUGGAGGCUGACGACUUGCAGCAGAAAUUACAUUUCGCAGCAUGCCGUAUCUUUUGUGGAAACUGCAUCUGAGAUCGCCAGGGUGCAGGGCAAACAUUGUAGGAGAUGUAGUGCUGUGGUCCCUUGGAUCGUGAGGAUCCUGUCGGUCACCUCCCCACCAGCUUGUCCUAGAGAUAUGCUGUCACUUGGUGUAUUUGGAAAAACCUUUUAAAAAGCAGCAAAAAUUUUAUAAUCGAGUCCUGCAUUUGGACUGGUCAAGAAAAAUUAAAGGACAGGGGCUCCGUAAAUAUCCUUUACUCCUCAUGCAAACAACGUAAGCAUUUUGCACUCUGCUUACUGAAUCCACAAAAUAUAGAAGUGGUCCAUGUGCUGUCUGCACUUAUAUUGCGGACCUGUUGACUUAAAGAAAAUAGAACAUGUCCUAUACCUGUCCCUAAAUGCAGACCACAGGCCCAUUGUUUAAGUCAAUGAGUCCACAAAAAAAUGCGGACGGCACAUGGACUGCUUCUGUAAUAUGCGGAUCCAUGUUUAGCGGUGCACAAAAUACUUACGGUUGUGUGAGUGAGGCCUUAAAGGGAUUUUCUGAGACUUUACUACUGAUGAUCUAUCCUCUGGAUAGGUCAUCAGUAUCUAAACGGUGGGGGUCAGCUGGGCGCUCGCAGGAAUGCCGCAGUCUUCUCUCAGCUUUUCCUACGUUGGUGACGUCACGUUCAUCAGUCACAAGGCGCAGCUCAGUCCCAUAGAAGUGAAUGGAGCUGAACACAAUACCAAGCACAGACGCUAUACAAUGUACGGUGCUGUGCUUGCUGAGCUGACAGAAGGCCGCAACAAGGGGGUUCCUUCUCCAACAGCUGAUUGGUGGGAGUAUCUGACCUCCACCGAUCUUUUGAUGUAUCCUGAGGAUAGGUCAUCAGUUAUAAAGUCUUGGAAAACCUUUAAUUGCAUCAGAAGUGGAGUGACGGCGUCCUGAAUCCAUUCCUGCUCAGGACAGUAUAUUGCAUUAAUAAUGCUUAGUGCCAUUAUUUUUAUUAGGACAUUUUUAUUUUUGUGCGUUUUUUUUUUUUUUGUAUUGUAUGUAUGAUGCCUUCUGUCAUCUGACUGUUUCUAUAAUGUUAAUAAUAAAAAUAAGAUCUGUCCACUUUU
Bufo gargarizans (Asiatic toad) is the source of this 5722-nucleotide messenger RNA. It is a transcript of the gene SHKBP1, whose product is annotated as SH3KBP1 binding protein 1. Lineage: Eukaryota; Metazoa; Chordata; Amphibia; Anura; Bufonidae. The transcript is spliced from 18 exons. Gene Ontology annotation, biological process: protein homooligomerization. The record is from RefSeq and is a predicted model, not a curated record. The coding region runs from base 73 to 2511 and encodes 812 amino acids. Gene Ontology annotation, molecular function: protein binding.